AUGUCGUCGCUUCGUCUUCGGUUGAACGAAAGGAUUUGGCCAUGUAUAUGCGUUUUCAUGUUCCUGCUCAUUUUCGUUAACGGUUUGUUCAUGGAUUCCGAAAAUCGACUUCUCGUCAACACGAAAUGGGGCCUCUUUCGCGGCAAGUGGAGCAGGACCAUACGCGAUCGGUCAGUCGCGAAUUUUCUCGGCAUACCGUACGCUCUACCCCCGAUAGGCGAUUUAAGAUUCAGAAGCCCGCAACGGUGGAAUCACACGUGGACAAAGAUUCGCGACGCUACGGUCGAUGGGCAAAAAUGCAUUCAACUUGAUAGGAAAAACUCCAGAAUUGUUGGUAGUGAGGAUUGCCUUUAUCUAAACAUCUUCGUUCCCAAUAUUUUAGACCGGCAAAAAUCCACGAAACUACCGGUUUUAGUCUUUGUACAUGGGGGUACAUAUAUGACAGGAAGUAGCGAUAGCAAUCUGUAUGCGCCGGAUUAUUUGUUGGAGCAGGAUAUAAUCCUUGUCACGCUGAAUUACCGACUUUCUGCUUUAGGGUUUUUCAGUACAACGAACCAAGUCGCGCCAGGUAAUUACGGUCUUAAAGAUAUAAAAAUGGCUCUCGAAUGGGUACAAAAGAAUAUUCACAGCUUCGACGGGAAUCCUGAAUCGGUGACCCUUAUGGGACACAGUUCCGGUGCAGCGGCGACUCAUGUUCUUGCUCUCUCAAAGAAGACCGAGGGACUCUUUCACAGAUACAUUUUACUAGGGAGUUCCAUUUUAAAUCCAUACAAUAUUCACCUUCCAAAAAGAUAUAGAGAAGUAUGUCUGAAAUUGGCAAAACUUGUUGGCUGCCUAUUGAAAAAAGACGAUGACGUAAUUACGCCGAAUGAAACACUUAUCUUCGAUCCGACCACAGAAGACAUUUUAUACCCGGGUUAUAAAGUAAAAAACGACGAAGAGAUAAUGAAAUGCAUGAGAACAGUUGAUGCGAAGAGAUUAGAAGCGAUGACGCAUUCUUUCAGUAUUUGGAGGUCACAUCCGUGGAGUAACUUUGGUCCUACAUUGGAAGAUGACUCAGAGGACGCCAUUAUGACUGUGCAUCCAAUAAAAAUAUUAAAGGCCGGACUGUUUCGCGAUAUACCGGCGAUAAUACAAGUCACGAAGGACGAGGGUUUAGUGAAGACACUCGAUUUAGUCAUAGAUCCCGACGCCGAGGAUGAAUUAAUGAAGAAUUUCGAAGAAUAUUUGCCUUACUUUAUGGAUUUACACGAAGCGAUUUCCAACACUACCGUUUUCGCUUCUGCAAUACAAGAUUUUUAUUUUAACGGAAAUGUGAUGAUGGGUCUUAUGGAUAAUAUUACAGAGGUGAUGAGUGAUGCUAUAAAAUGGCCGGUAAUUCAAACUGUACAAUAUCAGUCGAAUCUAGGAAACGCCAGCAUUUACUUUUCCCUCUUCGCGUACGUAGGCACAUUUUCGAACACCUUCUCUUCAGGCGUCCCCGUUUCUUAUGCUGUUGCACAUGGCGACGAAUUAAACUACUUAUUUCCUAUAUUGAAUAAUAUGUAUAAAAAUAUGCUAUUGCACAAUACGCAGAGCGAUAUUACUAUGAUUAACAUCAUAACAGAGAUGUGGACAAGUUUCGUGAUACAUGGAAUCCCGAAAGCAUGGAUGAUCCCCACAUGGCCCAACUACCGCAAUCAUCAGUUCAUGAGGUUCGGGAUUGACAGAUCGCCGGAAACUGUGGUGCAAACCGAUUUCCUGCCUAACAGAAUGAAAUUUUGGGAGAAACUGAUGAACGAAUCGAUGGAAUCGACGAACAACGUGUUUGUCGGCGAACCACCGGAAGAUAUACUUACCAUUAUCAAUAACGCUAACGCAAUCGAUCAUAGGUUAACAGUUCAGCUUGCAUCAUUAGUGAUAAUUUUUAUUUAUAUAUAAAUAAAAUUACAACCUACGCUCGCGAAAAUAAACUGUAUAGCGAAAAUACGAUGAUUCGCAUAAGCUAAACUGAUAUUGAGCAGUUAUUUCCGCGCAUCUUGUCACGUAUGUUAUUUAAAUGAUAUUUCCACUCGGGCGGUUCAAACCAAAGACCAAAUUAUAUAUCAAAACUGUCUGUGGUAUAAAUGCAAAGAGAAAAAUACGUGAAUAUAAAUAGACAGCGUUUUAUACGUAAAUUAUAAAAAUAUUUAUUGUGAAAUAUAUUCUCCUUGUUAGUAAUAAUUGAUAAAAUAUUAUUUAGGAGCGCCAAGAGUAGAUAUAAAUGUAAAGCAAAUAUGGAUGCAUUACAGAAAAAUAUGGAUAGAACACAUAUGAUUCGUUUUUUUUUGUGACUCAAGAUAUAAAGUUCGAUGUACUUUUCACGGAAGCUACUUUUAUCCGCGUCAGUAAAAAGUAACGAUGCUAAUAAACACGGAGCGAAGCUGUUUCGUUCACUACCUGACGUUAUCUCUCUCGCGGUACGAGAACGAUACAGUUGUUAAUAGCAUCGAUAAAGUUUCAAAAGAUACAUAAAUAGAAAGUUCUGAAUUUGACUGUGUAAAUACAUCAGGUGUGCAGUUCUAUUCAGGUGCAAGCUUUCGUUAAUCCCCUAAUCCGGGUUAUUAAAAUUUUCAAUUAAAUACGCGUUAU
Molecule: messenger RNA, 2610 nt
Organism: Trachymyrmex cornetzi
Lineage: Eukaryota; Metazoa; Arthropoda; Insecta; Hymenoptera; Formicidae
Product: esterase FE4
Exons: 9
Coding region: 1-1920 (639 amino acids)
Source: RefSeq, a predicted model, not a curated record